Messenger RNA from Drosophila guanche, 759 nucleotides. RefSeq names its product calcineurin subunit B type 1. Bases 246 to 758 code for a protein of 170 amino acids. Gene Ontology annotation, molecular function: calcium-dependent protein serine/threonine phosphatase regulator activity; calcium ion binding. The record is from RefSeq and is a predicted model, not a curated record. Lineage: Eukaryota; Metazoa; Arthropoda; Insecta; Diptera; Drosophilidae. The transcript is spliced from 3 exons.
ACACGACGAACGGAGGAAAAACCCUCCCGGAUUCAGUCGUGUUUUUGCUGUAGAGAGAUUUAGAGUUAACAAAUCGCUGGACUGUUGGUUUAUGAGCAGCAGGACCUCCACCUGAGGAAUACAACCGACUGACAGAGUGACCGAAACAGACAGCGUGAGUGAGAGCGAGAGAGGAAGGACUCACAAAACACACAAGACCCCACAGUGUUUUCAGUUUGUUUUUAGGAUCAGAACCGAGGCCAAAUAUGGGUAACGAGACGUCCCUACCGAUGGACAUGUGCUCCAACUUCGAUGCGGAUGAGAUCCGGCGAUUGGGCAAGCGUUUCCGGAAGCUAGAUCUGGACAAUUCGGGAGCCCUGAGCAUCGACGAGUUCAUGUCGCUGCCGGAGCUGCAGCAGAAUCCGCUGGUGCAGCGCGUCAUAGACAUUUUCGAUGCGGAUGGCAACGGCGAGGUGGACUUCAAGGAGUUCAUCCAGGGCGUCUCACAGUUUAGUGUGCGCGGCGAUAAGCUGUCCAAGCUGCGCUUUGCCUUUCGCAUCUAUGACAUGGACAACGACGGCUACAUCUCCAAUGGGGAGCUGUUCCAGGUGCUCAAGAUGAUGGUCGGCAACAAUCUGAAGGACACACAGCUGCAGCAGAUUGUCGACAAGACCAUUUGCUUUGCCGACAAGGACGAGGACGGCAAGAUAUCCUUCGAUGAGUUCUGCUCGGUGGUGGGCAACACCGAUAUUCAUAAGAAAAUGGUUGUCGAUGUCUAAA